AUGACGGCCGGGGCGCUGCGUGUGGCGUUUGUGCAUCCUGAUCUCGGCAUCGGUGGCGCCGAGCGGCUGGUUGUUGAUGCGGCUCUGAGCCUGCAGGAGCGAGGACAUGACGUGUGUGUGAUCACGUCGCACUAUGACCCGUCGCAUGCGUUCGAGCCGACGCGCAACGGCGCGCUGCGUGUCGUGCAUGCGCAGACGCGGAUGCCGCGCUCCAUCCUGCACAAGUUUCAUCUGCCGAUGGCGAUCUUGCAGCAGCUCUCGCUCGUCAUGCAGGUCGUGGUGGCGACGCACGGUGCGGGCCUGGCGCGCACAUACCCCGCGCUGUACCGCGCGCUCACACACAUCGACCCGCAGGCAUGCCCGGACGUGUUCGUGCUGGAUCAGCUGCCGGUGGCUAUUCCGCUCCUAAAGCUGCUAUGCGGCCGACGUGUCGUGUACUACUGCCACUUUCCCGAUAAGGAGAUCAGCGCCGCCCUUGCGCGGCAGCGUGGCGAUCAUGGCCUGCGGGCGAUGGUGCGGCGUCUGUACCGUCUGCCGCUCGAUGUGCUCGAGGAAGCGACGACCAAAGCAGCCGAUCGGAUUCUGGUGAAUUCGCACUUCACAGCCGCCCACUUCCGGCGCGUGUUUCCUCACAUUGUGUGCCGCCCACGCGUCGUGUACCCAGCUGUCGACGAGCUCGAGUAUACCCCUCAGCAGGUCCAGCAGGCGCUCGUCGAGUAUGAGCGGUCGUGCCACGACGCUGACGCGCUGCGCCGCUGCUCGCUCGUGCAGCAGCUCGUCCAGGUCGGUGACCGGCCGAUCCUGCUCUCGAUCAACCGCUUCGAGGCCAAGAAGAACAUCGUGCUGGCCCUGCAUACCGUGGCGCACUUGCGGCACACGCGCCGCGACCGCGUACGACUCGUGUGUGCGGGUGGGUAUGAUGCGCGCGUGCAAGACAAUAUCGCGACGCUGGCCGCCCUGCAGGCACAGGCGACCCGGCUGGGUCUCUCGCACACCACGCUGUGGGGCCGCCGACCGUCGAGCGCAUCGCCGCUCCAUGAGCCCACCACGCCUGAGCACGUCCUAGGUGCUGAUGUCGUGCUAUUGCCUUCGCUGCCAGGUGCCCUCCUGCACGCUCUCUUGCACGCGCCGGCACUCCGGGCGUUGCUGUACACGCCGACGGACGAGCACUUUGGCAUUGUGCCACUCGAGGCUAUGGUGUGCGGCGUGCCCGUCUUGGCCACGGACACGGGCGGCCCGCUGGAAACGGUCGUGGACGCUGCGCUGGAUGCCGACGGACAGCCCCAGGCACGCGACGCGACAGGCUUUCUCUGCGCGCCGAACGCCGAGCAGUGGGCGAGCGUGUGCCACAGGGUGCUGGAUUGGGACGAGGAUACACGCACGAGGAUCGCGUCCGCCGCCAGGCAGCGUGUGCAGACGCACUUUUCCGUCCGCACCAUGGGCGCGGCGCUCGAUGAGCAUGUGCGGGCCGUCGGUGCGCAGGCCGUACCGUGGAGCGAGCGUGCGCAGAUAUUCGGCGUGGUGCUGGCGUUGCUGCUGAUGCAUGCCGUGGCAGUAUACGUAGUGCUUGGUUAG
This is a messenger RNA of Malassezia restricta, 1575 nucleotides long. RefSeq names its product alpha-1,3/alpha-1,6-mannosyltransferase. The coding region runs from base 1 to 1575 and encodes 524 amino acids. The record is from RefSeq and is a predicted model, not a curated record. NCBI's taxonomy places the organism in Eukaryota, Fungi, Basidiomycota, Malasseziomycetes, Malasseziales, Malasseziaceae. Gene Ontology annotation, molecular function: GDP-Man:Man(1)GlcNAc(2)-PP-Dol alpha-1,3-mannosyltransferase activity; alpha-1,3-mannosyltransferase activity. The transcript has a single exon.